AGCCGGCUCCGUGUCUGCGGUGCUGCUACUAAAGUUGUUCAAAGCUUGUGCACGAUGUACAGAAACCAAUACGACAAUGACGUCACCGUGUGGAGUCCCCAGGGGCGCCUGCACCAGGUGGAGUACGCCAUGGAGGCCGUGAAGCAGGGCUCCGCCACCAUCGGACUCAAGAGCGAACGCCACGCCGUGCUUCUCGCACUGAAGAGGGCAUCGUCUGAACUGUCGGCUCACCAGAAAAAAAUCAUUCCGAUUGACAACCACUGUGGAGUUUCCAUCGCCGGGCUCACUGCCGACGCCCGUCUGCUCAGCAAGUUCAUGAGGACGGAGUGCCUGAACAACCGCUACGCCCACGACACCCCGCUGCCCAUCAGCCGAUUGGUGACUCUUCUCGGCAACAAAAUGCAGGUCUGCACGCAGAGGUACGACCGAAGGCCAUACGGCGUGGGUCUUCUGGUGGCCGGAUACGAUGACAUGGGUGCCCACAUCUACCAGACGUGUCCCUCGGCCAACUACUUUGACUGCAAGGCCAUGGCGAUUGGCGCCCGAUCGCAGUCGGCCAGGACCUACCUGGAGAAGCACCUGGAUGAAUUCAAGAACUGCGAGCUGGAGGAGCUGGUGAAGCAUGGUCUGCGAGCGCUGCGGGACUGCCUCCCUAACGAGGUGGAGCUGUCUACCAAGAACGUGUCCAUCGCCAUCGUGGGCAAGGGGCAGGACUUCAUCAUCUACGACGACGACGACGUUGCCCCAUACCUUGCGUCCAUCGAGGGAGAAGAGCACCACGGAGCUCCGCCUCCUCCCCCCGGAGACAACGAUGUGAUCCCCACGGAUCCGCAGCCUCCGUCGUCGGCAGAUCCGGCCGUUACCGUGGCCACUGCGGUCGAAGAGCGGAUGGAACAGUGAUCCUGUCCAGUUAUUUGCAUGCCAGUGCAUUAUUUUCGUGCACCUCUUUUUUGCGAGGGUUUUUUUUUUUGUUACCGCUACCUGCCGUCGAGACUGCAGUAAAGAGGUUGGCAAAGCUGGAA
This is a messenger RNA of Ixodes scapularis (black-legged tick), 1022 nucleotides long. It is a transcript of the gene Prosalpha6, whose product is annotated as proteasome subunit alpha type-1. Gene Ontology annotation, biological process: ubiquitin-dependent protein catabolic process. NCBI's taxonomy places the organism in Eukaryota, Metazoa, Arthropoda, Arachnida, Ixodida, Ixodidae. Bases 55 to 900 code for a protein of 281 amino acids. The record is from RefSeq and is a predicted model, not a curated record. Gene Ontology annotation, cellular component: proteasome core complex; nucleus; proteasome core complex, alpha-subunit complex. The transcript is spliced from 8 exons.